AUGGGCACGGAGCGGGGCAGGCUGGGCAGCCUGACCGUGUUCAGCAAGGAGGAUUUCGAGGAUGAGUGGCUGCGAGUGGCCAGCGGGGGCUUUGGCCACGUGUACCAGGUGAAGCACAGGAGGUGGAGGACGGUCUAUGCUGUGAAGUGCUCCCCGUACCUGCUGCAGGACUCCAGCAUGGACAGGACCAGCAUGAACUGUCUAAUGGAGGAGGCCAGCAAGAUGGAGAAAAUCAAAUUCCAGCACAUUGUCACCAUCUACGGGGUGUGCAACAGCCCCCUGGGGAUAGUGAUGGAAUACAUGGCCAGGGGCUCCUUGGAGAGAAUCCUCCCCACCCACAGAAUGUCCUGGCAGCUGAAAUUCAGGGUGAUCCAUGAGAUGGGCUUGGCCAUGAAUUUCCUGCACAGCAUGAGCCCUCCCCUGCUGCACCUGGAUCUGAAGCCAGGGAAUGUCCUCCUGGAUGGGAACAUGCACGUCAAGAUCUCCGACUUUGGGCUGUCCAAGUGGAUGGAGCAGUCCAGCAGGAUGCAGUACAUCGAGAGCUCAGCUCUGAGGGGCACCCUGAGCUACAUCCCCCCCGAAAUGUUCCUGCAGAACAGCAAGCCCCCGGGGAUCAAGUAUGAUGUGUACAGCUUUGGCAUUGUCAUCUGGGAGGUGCUCAUGCAGAAAAAGCCUUACACAGGAGCCAACAUGAUGGCCAUCAUCGUGAAGGUGGCGGCGGGGAAGAGGCCGGGGCUGGAGCUCGUCAGGGACGACUGGCCCGGGGAGUGCCACCAGAUGGUGGACCUGAUGAAGAGGUGCUGGGACCAGGACCCCAAGCAAAGGCCCAGCUUUGCAGAUAUCCCUGUGGAGACCGACGUGCUGCUGGCUCUGAUCCAGAGCCUGGUGCAGGACCCGGAGAACGAGCGCCUGGUCAGGAAGAUGUCCCACAAACCGGCCAUCUCCAGGAGCCAGCAGGGUGACAAAGAGGAGUUCACCUUCCCUCGAGACACCAGGAGUGGGGGAAAGGACCCGCAGGAGGUUCCUGUCCCACCUCCACAUGUGGAGGCUGGCACCCCAGAGGAGCUGUGCCCCGAGGAGCUGGGCAGGGUGCAGGAGAACGGCCUGACCCCGCUGCACCUGCAGGUGCUGCAGGGCCACGCGGCCAAGGUGCGCUCGCUGCUGGGCCGCGGGGCCGGCGCCAAUGUCACGGCGGGCGGCGGCUGCACCCCGCUGCUGCUGGCCGUGCAGCGCCGGCUCCCCGACAUCUGCGCCCUCCUCAUCGAGCACGGUGCCGACGUGGACGCGGCCGACGAGGACGGCUGGGGCCCGCUGCACUUCGCGGCCCAGCACGGCGACGACCGCACGGCGCGGCUGCUGCUGGACCACCGGGCCCGCGCCGACGCCCAGGAGCGCGACGGGUGGACCCCGCUGCACCUGGCGGCCCAGAACAACUUCGAGAACGUGGCGCGGGUGCUGCUGUCCCGCCAGGCCGACCCCAACGCGCAGGAGGUGGACGGCAAGACCGCCCUGCACGUGGCCGCGGGCUUCGGGCACGUGGGCCUGGUCAAGCUGCUGGCCAGCCAGGGGGCCGACCUGGAGAGGAAGCAGAAGAACCUCAGGACGCCGCUGCACGUGGCCGUGGAGAGGGGCAAGUUCAGGGUGGUGCAGUACCUGCUGAAGAACGGCAUCUCCGUCAACAGCCUGGACCAGAACCACUACAGCGCCCUGCACCUGGCUGUGGCCAGGGGCAAGUACCUGAUCUGCGAGAAACUCAUCAAGUAUGGGGCCAACGUGGAGCUGAGGACGGACAAAGGCUGGACCCCCCUGCACCUGGCCUCCUUCAAGGGGCACAUCGAGAUCAUCCGGCUGCUGAAGGGCAGCCGCGCCCGGCUGGACGCCAAGGGCGGCAUGGACUGGACGCCGCUGCACCUGGCCACGCGCUACGGGGACGAGCCCGUGGUCAGCGAGCUGCUGCGCUGCGGGGCCGACCCCAACACGGCCGAGCGGUCCCGCUGGGCCCCCCUGCACUUCGCCGUGCUCAGGGGCUCCUUCCUCAGCGUCAUCAACCUCCUGGAGUGCCGGGCCGACGUCAACGCCAGGAACAAGGUGGGCCGGACCCCGCUGCACCUGGCCGUGCUCAAGGGCAACCUGGCCAUUGUGAAGACCCUGCUGAAGGCGGGGGCCCUGCUGGACGUGGAGGACAUCACGGGGUGCACGGCCCUGCAGCUGGCCGUGAGGCACCAGAGGGAGAACAUCAUCACCCUGCUGCAGGGCAAGGAGGCCUCGGGCAGCAAAGCUGGCAACAGGACUCUGAACGAAGUGAAGGUGCCCAGGCUCAUCCCAGGAAGGACAGAUCUGUAAAUUCACCAGCUCCAAAAUCUGGAGCUUGAGCUUUCCCAAGCUUUCACGUUUAAUGCCUCAAAGCACCUUGUCCUGUCCCCUGCUGAUUGCAGGAAAAUAUUUGCCCUUUUUAAAUUGACGUUUUUAAGUGUGAACACUCAGAGAGUAAAAGAAAAUGAAGUUAUUUGAUGACAAGGUCUUUUCCAAGCUUGUAGAGCGUUUUGCCUUGGUUAUACUCUAGGCAGUGCUUUCCUACUGAAUCCUUCCUGAGCAGGGAUUUAUGCACCCCCUGUUCAUGCAGGCAGUGCUGAAGCUGUGCACAGCACACACAGCUUUUAUUGCUUUCAUUCCAUGUUUUCCUACAGAGAAAAUUGGUGUAAAAUGGCCCUGGCACAGGUGGGAAUUGAAUCGUGAGAUUCUCACCUGCUGCUGGCACAGCAAUGUGUCAGAUUUCCUGACAUCUCCUUUCUGUAACAAGAAUGAAAUACAACAAGGCAGGGAGGAAAAAUCACUGCUAGAGAGUAUUGAAAUGGAUGCAGCACAGGGAACAGAAAUUCCAGAAUUAUCACACACGAGAUCUGGCUGCUUGCAGGUCAAGGUUUGAGUCGUGUCUCUGGGGGGAAAUAAUUCCUGGUUUCCUUCAGGAGGAUGUUCCAGGGCUCAAUCAGCCCUGUGAAAAACAUCUUCUUGUGGGAUUUGAUUCGCUGGUGACAGUGAGAGCCCUGGUGUGCAGCUCUGACAGCCCUGCUGUGACUCCUGAGUCCCCAAACGUGCCUGCUGGGAGGGUGACUUGUCAUGGCCUUCAGCUGGGAAG
Messenger RNA from Zonotrichia leucophrys gambelii, 3136 nucleotides. RefSeq names its product ankyrin repeat and kinase domain containing 1 (gene ANKK1). Gene Ontology annotation, biological process: protein phosphorylation. Bases 1 to 2343 code for a protein of 780 amino acids. Gene Ontology annotation, molecular function: ATP binding; protein binding; protein kinase activity. The transcript has 8 exons. Lineage: Eukaryota; Metazoa; Chordata; Aves; Passeriformes; Passerellidae. Gene Ontology annotation, cellular component: cytoplasm. The record is from RefSeq and is a predicted model, not a curated record.